AUGGCGGGAGAUUCCAGAAUUCUAAUGGAUCACAACAUGGAGAUAGGUGUCACACCUGCACAGGUAACAAAGCUUCCUAAACACUUGCGGGAGGCACAGAUCUCGACAGAACGAACUCACUUGAUAUCUGACCCUGCCAAGAAGCCUCGUCAGCGAUACGUGCAAAAGGACGGCAAGUGUAACGUUCAUCAUGGAAACGUGCAAGAGACCUACCGUUACCUCAGUGACUUGUUCACAACACUAGUCGACCUCCGCUGGCGUCUUAGUCUCUUUAUUUUCACUCUGGUCUAUGUCAUCAACUGGCUUUUCUUUGGCUUUCUAUGGUGGCUGAUUGCGCUCAUCCGUGGGGAUCUUUUGCAUUCAGAUGAAGAGGGCUGGACCCCCUGUGUGGAGAACCUGAACAGUUUUGUCUCGGCCUUCCUUUUCUCCAUUGAAACAGAGACCACAAUUGGGUAUGGCUAUCGUGUCAUCACGGAAAAAUGCCCAGAAGGCAUAAUACUACUUUUGGUCCAGGCCAUACUAGGCUCCAUUGUAAAUGCCAUGAUGGUUGGCUGCAUGUUUGUCAAGAUCUCACAGCCAAAGAACCGCGCCGAGACCCUCAUGUUCUCACACAAAGCUGUCAUAUCGGUGCGAGAUAACAAGAUGUGCCUGAUGUUUCGGGUGGGGGACCUGAGGAAUUCUCACAUUGUGGAGGCCUCGAUACGAGCAAAGCUUAUCCGCUCUCAGCAGACAAAGGAGGGGGAGUUCAUCCCUCUCAACCAAACUGACAUAAACAUCGGCUUUGACACGGGAGAUGACCGCCUGUUCCUGGUGUCGCCACUCAUCAUCUCGCACGAGAUCAACGAGAAGAGCCCCUUUUGGGAGAUGUCCAUGGCACAAAUGGAGAAAGAGGAAUUUGAGAUCGUUGUCAUCCUUGAGGGCAUGGUGGAGGCCACAGGGAUGACGUGUCAAGCAAGGAGUUCCUAUCUGGACACAGAGGUGCUUUGGGGCUAUCGUUUUACACCAGUUCUCUCUUUGGAGAAGGGCUUCUACGAAGUCGACUACAACAACUUCCAUGAGGUCUACGAGACCAAUACCCCUUCAUGCAGCGCUAAGGAAAUGGCAGCAAAGCUUCGAGAUGGGCCGCUAUUGCCUCAACUGUCACUUCUGAGCCCUGAACCAAAAAGUCAUACUUUUGGCCUGUCUGACUUGGACCCAUUAGGCCAGAAUGAGGACAAGGAGGAGAGAGAGUCAGGAGAUGAUAAGGGAGAGACUAAUGGUUCAGCAGCUACUUUGGAGGAGAUGCCCUUUGCUGAUGGACUGACUGGCUGA
Messenger RNA from Nerophis lumbriciformis (worm pipefish), 1311 nucleotides. NCBI's taxonomy places the organism in Eukaryota, Metazoa, Chordata, Actinopteri, Syngnathiformes, Syngnathidae. The record is from RefSeq and is a predicted model, not a curated record.